CCGCCAUCGUAUGUCUUUCUUGGGGCUGUCCUCUUGCAAUUCAACAUCAAAUAAUAAUCUUCCGUCUUCCGACUUCCACUUCAACUACGAGUCUUUCCAUUUGCUCUGUUUGUCGCUCUCUCCUCUCUUUCUUUCACCGACUUCUCUCCUCUUUCACGACACUGGAACUUGCCAGAACCAACAUCAAGUGGCCCUUCCUUCGUCGUCUGCGAAUUGUCACAAGCUGCUUGUCUUCCCCGCGUUUCCCUCAACCACUGAGGUUCCUUCGUUUCAUCAAAGAAGACUCCACCUCUCUGGAGUUGCAGCGCCCUUUCUUUGAUAUGGUCACUGCAAUGCUCCGCGCCCGCCAUGCGGUCAUAUCCCCUAGAAACUGGACCCUUUCUCCUCAGUUCCAAAAUCGUAUGCUUUCACUCGCUCGAGUGGCUGAUCCCCUCGACUUCCCAACUCAACACACGCCGGCGCUUGUUAUCGCUCCACCCUAGUCUAGUGUUCCUUUCAUCCUCUAGGUUGCCUCCUUUUCCGGCUCUUGGGCUACUAGUGUAGUCUAACGGUCUCACUGAUGGAUUGAUGGAUUUCCUAAAAAUGCCGCUCCUUUUUCUUCCGUUAUCUGCAGGUUUCAAAUAAUUCCCUGGUUCUUUUCUCUUCUACCCCCUGAUGUGAAACAUCACAUUCUUGCUCUUUCUGCACAGUCUUGGACCGGCAACAAAGACUGAGCGUGCCAGCACACGGCCAACCACUUCCACACACUGCACUGACUCAGGGCACACAGCAGCAGACACACAUACGCACACACACACACCCACAAACCCGACAGGCGCGAGCAUUGCGCAACCCUACCUACCUCUACUUACCUCAGACCACUCAGACCCCCUCAGCUGGCACGGUCCUUUUGUUGAUCCUUUCGUCCUCUGACGUCCCCUGCCGCUCCAUUCUUGCCAAGUCGAACCUUGUUCUCCUUCAUUUCCCGAUGGCGACUCCCUCAGCUCCUUCCUCUUCUCUUCCUCCUCCUAAACCCCAGCAGUCGUCAUCCGCUUCCUCUCCUCUUUCUCCUCCUUCUUCCAUUCUCAUCAUCGGCUCUGGCGUCUUUGGCUUGACCACCGCCUAUGCCCUUUCUCGCCGUCAUGACUUCGUCAACACCACCAUCACCGUCGUAGACAGGGCCGACCCGUCUAACCCAGACGUCUUCCCCGCUCCCGACGCUGCCAGUGUCGACACCAGCCGCAUCAUCAGAGCCGACUAUCCCGAUGCUGCCUACGCUGCCCUAGCCGCCGAAGCUCAGCUUCAAUGGCGUCAACAAACCCACCCCGAUGACCUCGGGUCAGAAGGACGUUACUCCGAGAGUGGCCUGCUCGUGGUCGCUGACGGACCAGCUCCUCCACCGGGAACACCAGUGGCACCUGGCACCAGCGUCAUCGACAAGUCCAAGCUUACAGGCAUGGACUACGCCCGCUUUAGCUGGGCCAACGUGCUCUCGCUCGCCUCCAGUGACCCCGAGCUUGCCGCCCGAAUCAAGGAGUGCCCCAACACCGACGCCAUCAAGGCAGCCCUGGGCACCGGCGGCUCCUCCGGCUCCUGGGGCUACAUCAACGGUCUGUCCGGCUGGGCCAACGCCGGUGCCUCCAUGGCCUGGCUCUACAAGCGCGUCAGAGCUGAGGGCCGUAUCAACUUUGUCGCCGGCGAAGUGACCAAUCUUGAAGUGUCUGGUAACACCGUUACCGGCGCCCGACUUUCAGACGGCCGCGUCCUCUCCGCCGACCUCGUCAUGGUUUCCGCUGGUGCCUGGACCGGCCGUCUCGUCGACCUGACAGGACAAGCCAUCGCCACUGGCCAAGUGCUCGGUUACAUUGACCUCACGCCCGAGGAAGAGGCUCAGCUGGCCCACAUGCCCGUCAUCCUCAACCUCUCCACAGGCCUCUUCGUCAUCCCACCCAGGAACGGCGUUCUCAAGGUCGCCCGGCAUGCCUACGGCUACCUGAAUCCCACGACCUUGUCCGUCCCACCGCUCGCGUCUUUCGUCACCACACCGGCAGCGGCUGUGUCUCUUCCUUUGACCACCCUCACAGACCCAACGCUGCAAAUUCCCACCGAAGGCGCCGAUGACCUCCGCCGCGCUUUACAUGAGAUGGUACCCCUCCCCUCGCUCCGCGACCGACCCUUUAGCAAGACUCGCAUUUGCUGGUAUUCGGAUACCCCGACGGCGGACUUCAUCGUCGACUACCACCCCAAAUACAAGGGCCUGUUUGUGGCUACGGGCGAUAGUGGGCAUGCGUUCAAGUUCCUGCCGGUCAUUGGCGAGAAGAUUGCCGAUGUCAUCGCCGGUCAGUGUCCGCCAGAGUUCGUGGGCAAGUGGAACUGGAGGUAUCCCGCUAGCGAUGCUGCCAUCAAGACCGUGAUCACGGAGGAUGGUAGCCGUGGCGGAGUCCCAGGACUGAUCUUGUCUACGGAGUUGGAAAGGACAUCGGCUGUACUCAACUAAGAGGGGCACACCAACUACGGAGGGGCAAAGAAAUGUUCACAUGCAGUGGAUUGGUACGUUAACCCACGAAACAAAACGAACGCAACACACACUGCGUCGUCAUAAAUGCCAAGCAAAGUUGCACCUCUCCCUAUGUAGCGGGAUGGUUGCGCAAGUGAGAAUAACUCCCACCCGCCAGAGUUUUUGUUCCUACUGCGACCCCUUUGGACCUGUCGGCUGAUAUUUUUUGUCAUGCCAGACUUGAUCUCGGGUAUCGGUAGUGGUUAUUUUAAUGUUUUUCUUCAGGUGACCAACUCAAACGUCAACCCGCAGAAAGCCAACCUCCUUCUCCUUCAUCUUUCGCAGUGACCCCCUGUUUCCUUCAUUCCCCAGGUUAGGUCCCUCAUCUGCCAUUAGAAGUGGGUAUGUGAGGAGAAGAUGUGAUGGAAAAAAAAAAGGGAUGUGAACGGCAAUCGACCUGCGCAACAUUGCCGCCGACAACAUCAACCCGCUAGCGCGUGGUAUUUGUGUCAUUUGUGUCGCCAGUCAACACUACAAUUGACCACUCUCCUUUUCUCCCCCCAACGCGCGAUCUGCUCUAUGGCUGUUUUAUGAAUCGCCGAGAGGGAAAUGACCGCCCCGACUUGAAAUAACGUAGCAAGAAUACCGCUCUUUCUUCCUUCUUUGUCGAACCUGAACGCCGCUGCAAUGCUGCUGAAGAAAAUAAAAUGAUGACGUAACCGCAAGA
Molecule: messenger RNA, 3203 nt
Organism: Neurospora crassa OR74A
Lineage: Eukaryota; Fungi; Ascomycota; Sordariomycetes; Sordariales; Sordariaceae
Product: fructosyl-amino acid oxidase
Exons: 2
Coding region: 968-2476 (502 amino acids)
Molecular function (GO): proline dehydrogenase activity; flavin adenine dinucleotide binding; sarcosine oxidase activity
Source: RefSeq, a predicted model, not a curated record